Darwinula stevensoni is the source of this 1184-nucleotide messenger RNA. The record is from the annotation of a GenBank genome assembly. Lineage: Eukaryota; Metazoa; Arthropoda; Ostracoda; Podocopida; Darwinulidae.
GAGGAAUGUUGCGGUUACGGACGUAUGCUUUGCUCAAUAACUAAACCAAGUUACCUAGUAGGACUGUGGGUAGUUUAUGUAGAGGCGAUCUCAUGAAUCAAUGGGAUCAGUUAGGCCUAUCACGAGCACAGCAAAUCUUAGUUUUCAGUAGUUUGCGGCUCCACGUUACAUUGAUUUUGUCAAUUGGUGGCAUCUUCUAGCGUUGUUAUUAAAUUCUAUAGAUCUAGUCAAGUGGAGCCUACUGCUUUGGAGCCAAAGUAGGUUAAAUCCCGCAAGAAAGUUUUACGACUUAAAGGAAGCACAUGGGGCAGUGUGCUUGCAAAGACUGCAAGGAAGAGCAAGAUGAAACUGCUGUGAGCCUGCCCAAUAAUGUCGAGCAACAAGGACACACCUAUCGACACGUUUCUUCUCUCCAGAAUUUAAUGAAUGCGAAAUUAGCGGCAAGUAUUGACAAGCUUGUGCUAGACUCCUUGGCAGCAAUUCGCAGCUUUGUUGACAAGACAGCUUGGCAUGAAAGGCUCCUCAGUACAUUUCCUUUCUUACAGGAUACUCUGAUGGCGUUGCCAGAAGAUUUUGGUGUUUGUGCUGAGAAUAGUGCACAGAACAGUAAGGAUGUUAUUCAACAUCGAAACCUCUGUGUUGUGUUGGGAUGCUUAGCAGAAAAAAUGGCCGGUCCAAGCAGCAUUGCCAUAUCCUCUGAGAGCACUCUGGAUUAUAUCAUUGCCAACUUGGAUGAGUCCUGCCAUCCAGCAGUGUCUCUUUUUGCUAUCAUCGCAUUGGAGAAAUUUGCACAGACCUGUGAGAAUAAGGAAGGCUGUGGGAUUGGAGAUGACAAAUAUUCUCUGGCUUAUGAUGGAUGUCGACAAUUCAUUUGGCAUAAUGCAAUGCACUGGUCUCAUACCCAUCCAUGCUGGAAGCCAGGUGACAUCUUAGGUUGCCUGCUUGACCUGGAAAAUUUGGAAAUGGUUUUCUCAUUGAAUGGUUAUCUGCUGGAUCCUUGUACUGAGGUCUUCCAGUACAGCAGAUCAGGAUUCUAUGCAGCUGCAAGUUUUAUGCCCUUCACACAUGCCAUUUUCAAUUUUGGACAUACUCCAUUUCAAUAUCCCCCCAGGGAAAGAAACUUCAGCACGUUCAAUGACAAGGGACAUCUCGCUGAUGACAUGAGAGUGAUUUUGCCCAGGUAA